Messenger RNA from Fundulus heteroclitus (mummichog), 1872 nucleotides. Its product is annotated as ubiquitin carboxyl-terminal hydrolase 4. The coding region runs from base 13 to 918 and encodes 301 amino acids. The record is from RefSeq and is a predicted model, not a curated record. The transcript is spliced from 9 exons. NCBI's taxonomy places the organism in Eukaryota, Metazoa, Chordata, Actinopteri, Cyprinodontiformes, Fundulidae. Gene Ontology annotation, molecular function: cysteine-type deubiquitinase activity.
ACGGACUCCAACAUGAAGCCAAAAGUUGCACAAAUGGCAACUUCUUCAAUUGAAAGCCAAAAAAACACAAUUGGAAGGCUUUUAAAGGCAACUUUAAGAAAAGGCGACGAAUGGUACCUCAUCGACACCCAGUGGUUCAAACAAUGGAAGAAAUAUGUGGGAUUUGAUACCUGGGAUAUGUACAAUGUUGGGGAUCGUAGUAUCUAUCCAGGACCUAUUGAUAUCUCUGGGCUGUUCUCUGACCAGGUGACUCAGGCCCUGAAAGAACACCUAAUAGAUCAGAUGGAUUAUGUCCUCGUACCCACGGAUGCAUGGAAUAAGCUUGUCAGCUGGUACGGCUGCCUUGAAGGACAGUCACCCAUUGUUAGAAAGGUAAUUGAACAGGGCAUGUUUGUGAAGCACUGUAAGGUGGAAGUCUACCUGCUUGAACUCAGCUUGUAUGAAAAUAACAACAUGGAAAAGGUUAUCAAACAGCACUUUAGUAAGGCUGAUACUAUAGACACUAUAGAGAAGAAGAUGCGCACGUUGUUCAGUAUCCCUACAAAGAAGGAGACCCAACUCUGGAGUAAAUACCUCAGCAACAUCUAUGAGCAGCUGACCAACCCAAAGUGCACUGUGCAGGAUGCUGGUCUUUUCCAUGGACAGCUGAUUGGGAUUGAAGUGAAGAAUGAGGAUGGCACUUGGCCAGGACACGUUUUACAUCCCAAAUCCAGUCCACCUCCACCAGAGAAAAGAACCACCCAAAAACUUCCCUUAAACCCAUCAUUUAGUUCAUCCCCACCAUUUGCCAUCAGCAACAACAGUCCUGGUUAUGCUUUUAACAACAGCCAUCCCUCCAGCAACAGGAAGGAGACCAACAUCACUUCAGCAAAGGUCCAGGAAGAUAAACAGCCCAAGGAGGUUGAGGCCAAUCUCUAGUGACUCACUUUUCAACACAGAAGGCUGACAGGAAGGGGGGGAGAGACAUGAGGCAAAGGACCGUGGGUUGGAGUCGAACCCAGGUCAACCGCGCUGAGGACUGAGGAUUCCGUACAUGGGUCGCACUACCCGCUGCGCCACCAGCGUGUCAGAUGACAACAUUUCUAACGGAAAAAAAAAGCUUUCUAAACCAACCUGGUCCUAUUUGUAAAAGCACUGAUGUUGUUGUUGUUAAAUUGUCAUCUUCAGCUGUGAUCAACCUCAUGUUUUGGAAAGCAGAGUUAAAUUUUACCAGCAACAAGAAGGCCUGAUAACUCCCUGAACUCCAUAUUCAAGAAAUCACUUAAUAUAGCUCGACUUGCAGUGUGACGUAGGGUGAAAGAUCUCAAAAAGCAGCACAUAAUUCUGCGAACUAAAGGUAUUCAAGAACAGGUGAGAAAUAUUGUCGAUCAUAUCUAUUAGUCUGAAACCAUACAAAGCCAUUAAGGCUUUGGGACUCCAGUGAACCAAAGUGAGAGCCAUUAUCCACAAAUGGAGAAAGCAUCAAGAGUGGAGAACCCCUCAAGGAGUGUCUGAUCAAAAUGACUCCAAGAGUCCAUCAUCGACUCUUCCAGGACUCUAGGCUCACAAAGAAACCAAAAAACAUCUAAAUUACUGCAGAUCUUACUUGCCCCAGUUGGGAAUGCAAUGAUCCAAAACACAAUAGCAAGUCCACUUAGCAAUAGUUUAAACUGAAAAGGUUUUGAAGUAAAAACAUGAAUCCUCCUUUAUGUUAAUCAUGAAAAAAUCUUCCAUGUCAAGGAGAAAAUACACCAGAUGCGUUACAACACGUAAGCUCAGCAAAGCAGCAUGCGCGCUACCUACGCAUAGCUUUCCGUUUUGAUCAGUGAAGAUAUUUACGCAAGAUGCGUAAUAUGUGCGUUUAUCGUUACGCAACGCCUAAAUUAUUUUGAA